GGCCUUUCGGCAUCUCCUGGGGGCCAUGAUUCGGCUGGGGUGGUCGCUCUGCUGGUCUAAGGGCCGGGGCACCUGCGGUAGUCCUCGGGCCCUGGUCCGGCCCUCCUCUUCUGGCAGCCCGGCGCGGGACAGGCCCCUGCGGGUGCUCGUGGACAUGGACGGAGUGCUGGCCGACUUCGAAGGUGGCUUUCUGAAGAAGUUCAGGGCCCGGUACCCUGACAAGCCUUUCAUCGCUCUGGAGGACCGGAGAGGCUUCUGGGUUUCGGAGCAGUAUGGACAGCUGAGACCCGAGCUGAGCGUCUGCAGCAUCUUGGGACUUGAUGCAAUCAAAACAAUGUCAUCCACAAACAGGAGCAUCUGGAGGACCUUUCCACCCCCAGGAAAUCUUUCUGCUAUCUGGAUCUCCUCAUCUCUCUGGCAAAUACUUUUGGAGAAAGCCAUCAGCAUUUGGGAGUCAAAGAAUUUCUUUAUUGAACUUGAACCUCUACCAGGGGCUGUGGAAGCUGUGAAACAGAUGGCCCGCUUAGAAAACACACAUGUGUUCAUCUGCACAAGCCCCAUCAAGAAAUAUAAGUACUGUCCUUAUGAGAAGUAUGCCUGGAUAGAGAAGCAUUUUGGCCAGGAGUUUCUGGAGCAAAUUGUGCUCACACGGGAUAAGACUGUGGUCUCUGGAGACCUCCUUAUAGAUGACCGACCAGAUAUAACAGGGGCUGAGCCAAACCCCAGCUGGGAGCACAUCCUCUUCACCGCCUGCCACAAUAGACACCUCCAACUGCAGCCACCCAAAAGGAGGUUGCACUCAUGGACGGAUGAUUGGAAGGCAAUCCUGGAUAGCAAGCGCUCCUGCUCACACUGGGUUCUCCCUCCUUAAAGGGACAGGCACCUGCUUCUCUAGGAUGUGGAAGAUGUCCUAGCCCUGGUGGGGUGGGGUGGGGAAAAUCAAGGAGGGAAGAGGAGGGUGAGUAGCUUCCUUUGUGACCUUACUAGGAAGAACUGGAGCUUGGAGCUUUCUCAUAGGAGAGGAAGUAGCUCUAAAUUACCCGUCCCAGGCUUGGAAAUGAAAGGAGACUGGCUCAGUAAGUCUCUGGCUACCACUGUAGUAGCACUUGUUGGGUCCAGGACCUCUUUGUGCACGUCUCCUUCCCCACUGUCCUAGUUGGGCUUUUAAAAGACAAACAGACUUUUACCCUAUGUCAAGAAGGGAAGUUGACUCUUGCCUUUUGGUGUUCAGUGGCAGAAUUUAAGGCCAUUCUCUCCAGAAAUUAUUAUCUAAGACAAAGUUCUGUCAUUUGAAUAGAGGUUUGUCAUUUGAACAAAAAUCUGCCCCUCCUCUUGCCCCACCCUUGAGGUUGUUCAAGCCAGUGUAGACUAUAACCUUAUAAUUUGCUCAAAGAGAAUAUGAUGUAUCCAUAAAGGCCCAACAAAUCAAAUUUUUAAGCUAGUGGGUUUUUGUGGCUGAGAUCUGGGUGGGAGGGGGAUGAGACAGAGUAAUGGGUUAACAAUGAAUGGCGAGUUGUCCCUCACCCCUUCCUGUAAUAGGUUCGUCCCCAGAUAGGUGUCGAUAGGUACGGUCUUCUCAGUCUCCAGAUUCUAUUCUAUUUAGAUCUCUAUCCUAUUCCUAAUGACUUUGGGGUCAAGAUGUAUUCUUAGUGUUUCUUCAUUUUGCCUGUUUGGAGGUUAGAGAGAUGGUGGGUCUUGGGAGACAAUACAGGUCUUACAGUGGGAUCUGCCUGUCUCUUGCCCUAUCUAAGAUGUGAAACUUGGGACCUUUUUACUCUGGUCUCAUGAUCUGGCCUUGAAGCAACCUGUGCUUGGAGGCUGUUGGCAUUAUAGGGAAGUCCUCAGAUAUCUGAUUUUCUGAGGCUAGUAGGUUUGAAGCUCUAACCAUACCCUGACCUGUUUUUCCUGGUUCCAGGAAGACUCUCUGCUCCAUCUCCAUUACUGUCCCCACUCAUCCCUUCCAUCUCACUGCUUUGAUGAGGAUAACACUGAUGUAGAUGCAGACUGGAUGAGUUUGUAUGUGUCAGGGAAGCUUCAGGAAUCCAUCAGGCCUUCAUGUUGGCUCUUCUGUAAUAUCAAGUGGUCCUCUUUCCUGCUUGCCUUGGGAGUGCAGGUGGACAGAAGCAGACUGGAAAUUGGCCCCACUCUCUUGGAGCCCUCCACCCACCCCCAACUCCUUCUCCUAGACAGCUUAUACCACCUUCCCUUUGGCCCUACUGGUGAUCCCUCAUCCCACCUCAGUGAAAAUGAGUGAAUAGCCUGACCCUCUUUCUUCUUUAUUAUCAUAAAUAGCUUCUUAUUCUAUUCCUUUCCCCAGCUGUUAUCUCUCUCAAGUGCCUUUCAGCUACCCUUACCUUUACCCUUAUUUUACCCUUUACAAAAAUCAGGAUCUCUUUUGGGGCAUCAUCCUAUUGCCAAGAAAAUGUUCCUGUAAACCCUUAGGAAAGAUUUGAGAAGUGAUUACAGAAGGAUAGUAACACUGAAUUUGGAUUCUGAGCCUUCUCCCAAAAGGAAGAGCAUUGAGCUUCUUGGGAAGAAUCAGGGAACCAGAUGGAAAGUUCAUCCCCUUCCUUGGUCCUUACUAUACCACACCACCCUUUCUCCAGGAAAAGAAUCCUCUAUUGCUGUAUGUUUAGUAAGAGCUGAACCAAGAUAUCCCAGGAUCUUAUCCCCUCAAAAGCUGAAAAUUAUCAUCCCUCUUUACCUGGAACUUCUGAUGAGGUUUUAGAAUCAUAGGAUCCCAGUUGGGAGAAGGCUGCUGGUAAGUGCAAGUGUUACUUAGCUGGCUCCAGAAGAAAGCUGUAACUAGAGAUGAUUCCUAUCCCCAAGGGAGUGCCUACAGGGAACAGCCAUUGUUCUUCUGAAUAUCCUAGCACUCACACACAUGUAGGUCUGAGAAUAAGAACUGGGAAAGAGGAUUAUUUUCUAGAGCAGAAUUGCUUUUAUUCUCCAAAAACACUUCUAUGAGGAAAUUGGUGAUCUUGAGAAUUCCCAGACCAAGACUAUUAACUCAAGAUAAACUUUUAUGCCUCCAUUCAUUUGUAGAUUUGUAAGGAAGAAAUAGUACCAGCUGUAUAGCAACUAGUGACAGAUGAAGGAUGGAGGAGGAGAGAUGGUUGGUUUCACAGAUCAAAUUAUCCCAGAAUCUGAGUGCUGGAAGGAACUCUAGGAUAAUUUAGUCUCAGCCCCCUAAUGUAACAGAUGAGGAACAGGCCCAAGGACAAUCUGGUCUCUUUCCUCCUGUUGCAAUUACCGAGGCACCACACCACCUCCUGUUGGAACUAGUUUGCUCUCCUCCCUUUUUAUCUUCUCCCAGACUCACUCCCUUCCCCCAGAGGUCAAUCUAGCGAGAUCUAGGUCCUCCUUAGUGACUCAGCAAACGUUAAACACUUACCCGGUGUUAGGCACUGCAACAAGCAUUGGGAAUACAAAGAAAAAACAAACGCAGUGUCUGUCCUUGGAGUUUUUAUCCUGGUGGGGGAAACCUCUACACACAGGGUAGAUGGGAGGCACCUGGAGAAGGUGUUUAUUAUCAGUUUAGAUAGAGACAACGCAUCAGCCACAUAGGCAAAGCUCUGAUCAGUCCUGUGGGAAGGGCAUUGAAGGUGCUGGGCCUGGACUUGACGACUCCUCUUUGAGCCUCAUCUUUGGACAUCUGUAAAACGAAUAAUACUUGCACUUAUCUACCUCACAGGAUUGUGGAGAAGAAAACCCUUUGGGUAAAGCACAAUAUAAAAAGGAACUUGUAUUUGUGUCAAGGAGGAAAGAGCCAUUCCGUUGUCAGUGAUGGAUCUAUUGCUUGUCUCCUGUUUUCAGAUGGCUGGCAGAAUUUCCCCCCCUCCAUCCCCCCCCACGCUAAAUAUCUUAUGUGUACCAUUACUGCCACCUUCUGGACAAGAGGGGGAACUCUACCUUCCCAUCAACCUGAUAUCGGGGGGGGGGGGGGGGGGGGGGGGGAACUGGUUUAAAUCAAUAUGCCAGAACUUAACCAUCCCAAUGGUUAUCAUCUCCUUAAAGCUUCUGUGAAAACCUGUGCGCUUAUUUCAUUGAGGUUGUUGCUCGGAAAUUUCGGAGAGGCCUUUUUUGGAGGGAAGCUAUGAUUACACUUUUCCCUCCUCAAUCCCAUAAUGAAUGAUGAUGCUCCUUCUCCACCUCCUCUCUGGUUGUGGAACCAGCCAGAAUGCAUCCAAAGUCAAACCUGUUCUCAACAGGCAAAGAUUUGUCAUCCCGCUCUGUCCUAGUUCAGAGAAGAUGCAGCAGGUUCUGAAGUCAAAAAGAGCCCCCCCUCCUGGAGUGAGCACAGCUUCCUUGGGCCCGUUAUUGGGUGGGUGUAUUAAAUCAGUCACAUUACUUUUUAGUUACCCAUUAUGCACCUGUCUUUAAGUUGUAUGGAUGCCUUAUGUUUUGACAUCGCUUACAUUUUCAAACAUGAGCAGCAGAGUGGCACAGUGGUGAGAGAGAGAGAGAGAGAGAGCGCGAGAGAGCUGGCCCUGAAGUCAGGAGGAUUCAUCCUCUGGAGGUGAAAGUAUCCAUCUUCAGACUAUUCCCAGCUCUGGGUGAGCCUGGGCCAGUCACUUAAUCCUGCUUGCCUCAGCUUAUAAAAUAAGCUGGAAAAGGAAAUGGCAAGCCACAGUAUCUCUGCCAAAAAAACCUCAAAUGGGGUCAUGAAGAGUUGGACACGACUGAAUAGAAACAUUUCCAAAUAUGUCCUUCCCGCAUCUCUACCUUGUUAGCCUUCCCCCCCCCCCCCAUAUUAAAC
Sarcophilus harrisii (Tasmanian devil) is the source of this 4759-nucleotide messenger RNA. It is a transcript of the gene NT5M, whose product is annotated as 5',3'-nucleotidase, mitochondrial. Gene Ontology annotation, molecular function: 5'-nucleotidase activity. Lineage: Eukaryota; Metazoa; Chordata; Mammalia; Dasyuromorphia; Dasyuridae. The coding region runs from base 26 to 871 and encodes 281 amino acids. Gene Ontology annotation, biological process: pyrimidine deoxyribonucleotide catabolic process. The transcript has 6 exons. The record is from RefSeq and is a predicted model, not a curated record.